This is a messenger RNA of Strigops habroptila (Kakapo), 1577 nucleotides long. RefSeq names its product mitochondrial calcium uniporter dominant negative subunit beta (gene MCUB). The coding region runs from base 406 to 1452 and encodes 348 amino acids. The transcript has 8 exons. Gene Ontology annotation, cellular component: mitochondrial inner membrane; uniplex complex. Gene Ontology annotation, biological process: mitochondrial calcium ion homeostasis; calcium import into the mitochondrion. Lineage: Eukaryota; Metazoa; Chordata; Aves; Psittaciformes; Psittacidae. The record is from RefSeq and is a predicted model, not a curated record. Gene Ontology annotation, molecular function: calcium channel inhibitor activity.
GGAGGGGAUGCUGUGGAGACAGCUUUCCCUGCCUGACGCAUAUACAGCUGCACAGCUGUUCCCUUUCCAAGGUCUGUUUGACAGAUCAUAUCUGCUAAAAACCUUGGUGAAAAGCUGCAUAAGAGCCACCACUGGGAAUUUCUCCACUGCUGAUAAUUCUGACUGACCUUUUUGCACACAUCUGUCAAUACUAAUUCUUAGCCCCAAGUCAAUUAAAUUUCCCAAGCCCUCUCUUCUUUUUAGUGAAGCUGUAAAUGCCUUAAGGCAUUUGAAAUCUGCACAGUCAAGUAAAGAAAAUCCUGGGAGAAAGAAGCGCAUCCUGUAGGUGUAUAAAAAGCCUGGGUUUAUUGCGUUGGUGGGUAGGGUUAUUUAUAUGGUAAAUAGAAGCGUCCAUUCUAUGUGAAAAUGUUGACAAUCAGUUCUGUUUUCUCAGUUACAUCAUCUUUUUCCUGUGUGCUACAACCUGCCCAGUGCUCCUUAUGUGGAAAGCUCUGCAAGAGGAAAGCGACAGUUGGCUCCAACUUCGAUAAACGUGUAAAUGUGCGGCUGUGGAAGCACACCGGAGCGUGGAGGGACCGGGAGGGAGCACCUAACAGAACACUGGUGCCAUCUGACGAAGUAGCUAUUAAUUACAGGCAUGGUCUUCCUGUGAUAACUCUUACACUGCCCACAAGAAGUGAACGCUGUCAGUUCACUAUUAAGCCGAUGGUGACCACCGUAGAGGCAUUCCUGCAGGAUGUGCAGAGAGAAGAUAAAGGAGUUGAGAGGGCGGAAGUCUUUGCAACAGAUGGUUGCAAGGUCUGUGGUGCAACCUCGAUGGAGGUCUUAUUGAGGAAUGACUUCACACUUGUUAUCAACAACACAGCAUAUUGUGUGUCACCUCCUGUAAAAGAUAAGCUGAGUAGUGAGCACGCUACUGAAAUGGAAGAUAUCAAAUCCUUGGUUCACAGACUGUAUGUGGCUCUACACUUAGAAGAUCACCAGGUCAGGAAAGAAAGAGAAUUGCUACAGAAACUGGACCAUCUGAAAGAAGAGCUGUUGCCUCUUGAACAGACAAAAGCCAGAAUUGCAGUCAAUGCAAAUGCAAAGACCACCAGGCUUCUAUGGAUUGGCCUAGCUCUGAUGUCAACUCAAGGGGGAGCAUUGGCAUGGCUCACAUGGUGGGUCUAUUCAUGGGACAUUAUGGAGCCAGUCACAUACUUCAUCACUUACGGGAGUGCCAUGGCUUUCUAUGCCUACUUUAUUCUUACUAAACAGGACUACCUUUACUCUGAUGCAAGAGACAGGCAGUUCCUCCACUACUUCUAUCGGAAAUGCAAAAAGCAGCAUUUUAAUGUGGAACGAUACAACAAGCUCAAAGAAGAUAUAGCAGAGGCAGAAGAAUCGCUGAGGCGCCUGCGCCAAACUCUGCAACUGAAGCUCCCAGUCCAGGAAAUCAAGGACAAGGACUGACUUUGGUUUCGUAUAUAUUUCAAUUGCUCUUUCAAAGCUGAUACGAACACUUAGAUGCUCUAUAGAAACUGGAUAUUUUUGACCACUAUAGUUUUGAAAGUUGCAAUAAAUAUGUAUAAAAAUUA